CUUCUUCUUCAAUAAUUUAGUAAUCUUCAACAUUUCGUAGUUGGUCUUAGACACUUCUUUCCUCCUGGCAAUACGUUUGAAUUACUAACCAAGUGUCGCAAGAAAUCAUAAAUCGGACCGGAAGUGCAAAUUGAAGGGAAGUUUGCAUUUUUUCUAUAUUUUUUUGGUACAAGGUAAAUUAUUUUUAGGUUUUGGUGGUAUAACAUUCUGCCUUUGUGGAAGUUUUGAAGGGGCCGAACUAAUUUCUAUCUCUGUUGAUUUUCGUCCUAAAUUAUUAAUAAUCUUUUUCUUCUUCCUUUAAUUACAAGUUGCAUCAAUUUGGUCCAUUACGACGCCUGGCUUUUUUCAGCCUAACGUAUCGUAGAAUGUCGACCCAAACGAGAAUCCGAACGGUCGAUUCGUCUUUAAUCAAAUUUCGCAAGCCGGAAGACUCAAAUGAACAUCCAUUCGAUAAGGCUAGACUCCUUAUCGAACCUUCAGAUACUUUGAGUGCUUUGCAAGAAGCUGCGGAGCUUUUGAAAAACACAAAUGAGCCUGUAGCUUUUCCUACCGAAACGGUGUACGGAUUGGGAGCUGAUGCAAGAAAAACUGAUGCUGCCUAUUCAAUCUACAGGACUAAAAAUCGUCCUGCAGAUAACCCCUUAAUCGUGCAUAUUGCUUCUCUGGAUCAACUUCGUAGGCUUAUUUCAAAGAGCCAACCUCUGAAAUCAAAAGAUAUAGGAUCACCAAAUGAAUCUUUAAUCCCACAGGUCUACCAGCCAUUAAUCGAUCGGUUCUGGCCUGGGCCUCUUUCUAUACUUCUUCCUAUUGAAAACCAUGAGCAUCCACCAGUCUCGCCGAUAGUCACAGUAAACCAACCUACUUUUGCUGUUAGGAUGCCGCAACAUCCAGUUGCUCUUGCUUUAAUAGCUCUUUCUGAUGUUCCUUUAGCCGCUCCGUCGGCAAACGCUUCUACCCGGCCUUCACCUACCCAGGCUAAACACGUAUAUAAUGACUUGCAAGGGAAGAUACCUUUGAUAUUAGAUGGCGGACCUUGUGGUGUUGGACUUGAAAGUACUGUCGUUAAUGGUCUUUGUGAUCCGCCUGUUGUUUUACGUCCAGGUGGUGUCAGUCUCGAACAGAUUCAAAAUUGUGGAGGGGUCUGGGUGAACACUCAAGUUUAUAAACCUACAUCCGUAAAUACAGAAAAAAAUUAUAUUCCACAGACACCCGGUAUGAAAUAUCGACACUAUUCCCCUACUGCAAAAGUUAUGUUAUUCUCAGGUUACAAAGAAUGCGAAGCAAUGGAUUGUUUGUAUGAUCAGUUAAAGAAACAAAAUAUGGAUAAAGAUGAAGCCAGAAUUGGGGUUUUAUGUAGCAAAAAAUGGAAAAGGGGUGUUUUUGGGGAAUUCAGCAAUCUGACUUUCCUUGAUUUAGGAGAAGAGGGUUCGGAAAUAACAAAAAAUUUGUUCGCCCAUUUACGCGAACUAGACUUAAAGGGUGUGGAUUUUGUUUUAGUUGAAGGCGUUGCUGAAGACAAUGAGGGGUUGGCUAUAAUGAACCGUCUUUCCAAAGCUGCGUCUAUGGUUUUUACUAAAGAUUUUUUGAAUUAGUCCCAUUAAUAAUACAGUUGACAUAUAUAUUAAAGCUUAGUUUGUUUGUAAAUAAUAUUAAAUGAAAGGUAACUUUAACAGG
Molecule: messenger RNA, 1674 nt
Organism: Schizosaccharomyces octosporus yFS286
Lineage: Eukaryota; Fungi; Ascomycota; Schizosaccharomycetes; Schizosaccharomycetales; Schizosaccharomycetaceae
Product: SUA5/yciO/yrdC family protein Sua5
Exons: 1
Coding region: 366-1592 (408 amino acids)
Biological process (GO): regulation of translational fidelity
Cellular component (GO): cytoplasm
Molecular function (GO): tRNA binding; double-stranded RNA binding; nucleotidyltransferase activity
Source: RefSeq, a predicted model, not a curated record